CUCCAUGGAAUUUUCUGCGAUUUACAAGGAAGCCAAUGGCGAAGUUUCAGUUUCAGUUUCUAAUCCACCUUUACUCAGAAACUCCCUUAGAAGACUACUAAUGCACCUUGACUAUGGGUGAUUAUAAAUGGAUUACCUUUGGUCUUUGGUCACUUCAGAGGAAUUUAGGCAUGCUUUCUGGAACCAGUGGAAAUCAGUUAAUAAUUUCAACUCUCUUUAGAACAAUUAUAUCUCUGGCGGUUUUGAAUCGGGUUCUCAGUAAUUAGAGAAGCUUUGUCUUUGUUAUGAGAAGCAAAAGAAAGAUUUGGUACUUGCAAUACUAUUAAUCAAUGAUUCACAGUUGGGCGUGCAAAGGAGAAGGCUUUGUAUGGUGAUGUUCUGGGCCUGUGGUAGUGCUCAAAUCUUGGUGAAUGAAUAAUCUCUCUCUCUUGAUUAGAUGCAUGCUUUAAAGAAAGAGAUCUUGUUCAUGACUGGUAUAAUGGAAAGUUGAAGCCCAUUUAGGACAUGGUUUAAUUAAAUUGAAGAUGACAUCACUUAUGGAAGUUCCCAUUGGUGCCCUCUUGUCACUUCUAUUGGACCAGGUGAUCAAAACAGCCAAAGCAGCCAAGGAUGUUCUCAUAGAGAAAGAGAGUUUCAAGAUCUUAUCUAAGUACCUCCAUGACAUAGAACCUGUCCUAAAGCAAUUGCAGCUUCACGAAUUGAAAGACUCGCAAUCAGCUAGACGGGCUCUAGAAUUUCUUUCAGAAGAUGUCUCAACAGCACAAUCCUUGAUUGAUAAGUGCACAAAUAGGUCUCGUUUCUAUCUUUUGCUAAAAUGUAGACAAAUAGUAAAGGAAGCUCAACAAGCCACAAGAGAUAUUGGAAGGUCUUUGGCUUCUCUCUCCCUUUCUGGAACUGAAAUAUUAGCUGAUAUGUCUGAGAAGGUGAAUCAGUUGCACCAUGAGAUGCAGAAAGCUGAAUUUAAAUCAUCAAAUUCUCAGCUUAAGAUCAUAGAUAAAUUGAAUCAGGGGAUUUUGGAGCACAAGACUGAUCAGGGGUUUGCAAAUGACUUGGUCGAGGAGAUAGCAAGAGCGGUUGGGGUGCCUAUAGAGCCAUCAGAGAUAAGCCGUGAGAUUGCGAGCUUUAAGCAGGAGAGAGAAGAAGCAGCUUUGAGGAAAGAGAGUGAGGAAGUAUUCUUUUUGCAGCAGGUUAUAUCGCUACUUUCUCGAGCCGAUGCAGCAAAAGAUGAGGAGGAGAUUGAGGCUUGCUAUAUUCGAAGGGUUCGGACUGUGGAGAAAUAUGGUGGAAAGGGAGACUUCAUCCCUCCAUUUAACUCUUUUAUUUGUCCUUUGAAGAAGGAUGUGAUGAUUGACCCCGUUAGUCUUUGUACUGGAACGACAUGUGAACGUGCAUAUAUUAAAGCUUGGCUUGAUGGUGGGAAUGAUACUGAUCCUGAAACUGGACAGCACCUUGAUGAUUUCUCUCUUAGACCGAACGUUCGAAUGAGGGAAUCUAUUGAAGAGUGGGUGGAACGGAACUAUUGCCUUAAGAUUAGAUCUGCCAAAUCAGAGUUGCUCUUGGGUUCUGAUGUGACUACUGUAGCUGCACUCAAUGAACUGAAAGAAUUUAUCAAUGAUAACUCAAUUAACAAGUACUGGAUUGGGAUUGAGGGGCUUGUUGAUAUCAUUGUGUCGAUUCUUGGGAAUUCUCACAACAAAGAUGUGAAAAGAGCAGUCUUAGUAACUCUACUGGUCAUUGUGAAAGGGCAUGCAAAGAACAAGGAUAAAGUUGUGGACUCAGGAGGACUUGAUUACAUAGUACGUUGUCUUAUACGUGAUUCAAUUACAUCAAAGGCUGCAGUUGAAUUGUUGUUUGAGUUGCUCCUUGAUGGUUCAGGGUGGAAUGUAGCGCUACUCAAGAAAUUGAGUAAAAAAAAGAGUUGUGUUAUAUGCCUUGUCAAUCUUCUGAAUGGCGCAGUUGUCGAGUCAUCUGAAAAAGCAGAAGCAAUCCUCUUGAAACUUUGUGAAGAAGAUGAUGAUAAUAUUAAACACGUGGCUGCUGCAAACUGGUAUAAGCCACUUAUUAAUUGCCUUCAUCAAGGUCCAGAGUCCUCAAGAAUAUCUAUGGCUGGUGCCCUCUCUAAAAUGGAACUGGUAAACCAAAACCUAAAGCUCCUCGGAGAAGGAGGGGCCAUUCCCUUACUGUUAGACAUGUUAGCCAAUGGCAUUGAAUCAAAAUCAGCAGCAUUGGGAGCUCUUGCAAAGCUUUCAGCUUGCCAUGAAAACCGGAAACUCAUAGCACAAGCAGGAGGGGUGCCCCUUAUUCUUGACCUCCUUUUCACUCCUAUUGUCCCCACCAUUAUAAUAGAAAAAUGCUCUGAGAUAUUAGCAAACCUCUCCUCAGCUAAUGGCACCCGAUUUCUCGUCGAUUCGGAAGAAUCCCCUCUAUAUUUGGAAGAAAUUGUAACCAACUUAGUGUCUAUUCAACAAAAACCCACCUUAUGUGAAGCCAUUCGAAAGUAUAUUCUCCUUGCCUUGCUUGGGAUUUGCAGGUCAGAACCAGAGAGGACAGAAACCUUAGUUUCAGGUUCAGAGGGCCUUUCAGUCAUCCUCCCUCUACUUGAGCACUCGAACCCAGAAACCCGCGAAGCCUCUGUCAAACUUCUCUCUUGUUUCUCUCAUCUCGAAACUGAUACAGUAACAGCCUUCCUCUCCUCCUCAAAAAGGGUUGAGGCCUUUGUUAGCUUCUUCGAGGAUGAAAAGAACCCUGAAUUACAAGCGGCAGCUGCUCAAAUUCUCUCUCUUCUCCCAAAUUCAGAUAUCUCACUGACUGAGAGCCUAAUUGGAUCAGGAGCCCUUCCCCAUCUCAUCAGAAUGCUUAGGUUUGGUUCCUCAGAAGCUAAGGAGAAAGCUCUUGGUGCAAUCAUCAGGUUCACCGAACCAUCCAUGGUGGACAUGCAGAGGAUGGUAGUUGAAAUGGGGGUCUACCCAUUACUUGUGGAGUCGCUUCACUCUGGUUCUUCUCUCUCUAAAACCAGGUCAGCGGCCACAAUGGCCAAUCUCUCUCGAAGCACUCCUAACCUUAGCAUUGCACCAGAGGGAAGUGGGUUCUUUUGCUUUGGCCUUAAUCGUUCUCGAACAAUUCUGUGCAAGGUCCAUGGUGGUGUAUGUGAUUCUCUCACCACUUUCUGUCUGUUGAAGGCUGAUGCACUGCCUGCUUUGGUGAAAGUCUUGAGAGAGAAGGCAGGAAGUGCAGCAAAAGAGGCAGUUGUUGCUUUGGCCACCUUGGUUUGUGAAGAUGAUAUAUGUUAUGGGGCUGCAUGGGCUUUGCAUGAAGCCGGAGCCAUUGACCCAUUGUUGGAUAUUUUGUUAUGGGGGACUUCUGAUACUAAAGAGGAGGUUGUUGGUCUUUUGGAGAAGGUUUUUACAGUGAGGGAAGUGGUUGACAGCUAUGGUUUGGAUGCUAAGUUAUCGCUCGUAAAGUUGAGCAUGCAGGAGCAUGAGAAUGUGCAUGUGCGUAGCAAGGCCAUGAAGGUGUUAUCUCAGCUCGAACAUUACUAGAUCGAGGCCUUUAACCUGAAGAGAGAGAGAGAGAGAGAGAGAGAGAGAG
Amborella trichopoda is the source of this 3588-nucleotide messenger RNA. RefSeq names its product U-box domain-containing protein 43. Gene Ontology annotation, biological process: cell surface receptor signaling pathway; protein ubiquitination. The record is from RefSeq and is a predicted model, not a curated record. Gene Ontology annotation, molecular function: protein binding; ubiquitin-protein transferase activity. NCBI's taxonomy places the organism in Eukaryota, Viridiplantae, Streptophyta, Magnoliopsida, Amborellales, Amborellaceae.